Mercenaria mercenaria is the source of this 1106-nucleotide messenger RNA. Its product is annotated as sarcoplasmic calcium-binding protein-like. The record is from RefSeq and is a predicted model, not a curated record. The transcript has 2 exons. Lineage: Eukaryota; Metazoa; Mollusca; Bivalvia; Venerida; Veneridae. Bases 130 to 666 code for a protein of 178 amino acids.
GAAAACAAGCACUAUCUUUUACCAUCACUGCAGGGAAACUCCGUUGCCGGAUAAAAAUCGUUAAACAAAUACAAAAGAACUUUAAAUUGCUGUUGUGUUAACGGAUACGGUAUUAAUUUACAGAUCAACAUGGCAAAUGAAUAUCUCAUCUCAAAGUGGAAAAUGUGGUUUUCCUGGUUUGACCACAACGCAGACGGAAAAGUAUGUGCUGAAGAUUUAGAGAGAGCCAGAGAGAAGUAUGCAAAUCUCCACCAUUAUGAUGCAGAUAGGAAAAAGGCUGCUAUGGAUGCAUACUCUGCAUGGUGGAGCGAGUAUCUAAUGUUCGGAAAGUCUGAAAUCACUGAGGCUGAAUUUAUUGAGUGCCAGAAAAAGGCGUUUGAGGCCGACAGAACGCAGUUUGCUAAGCGAAUAAAAAAAGGCCAGGAAGCUGGAUAUAGUUUAAUGGACUUAGAUGGCGAUGGGAUGUGUACAGAGGAAGAUUGUAUGAUCAUGUUAAAGUCGGCUGAACAUAAUGACGAUGCUGUAAACCAAAGAUGGUUUGAUGCCCAUUCCGUUGAUGGUAAAGUUCCGGUAAAAACAUCCGUUGACAUGUGGACACAUUUCCUUACGUGCGAUGACGAGUCUAAACCAGAUAUGAUUGUGCAACUGUUUAAAUCUGGCUUUUGAUAUGUUUCAGAGCCCCUAUUGUAAAAUUAUAUUGUUUCUGUACUAUAAACAAGGGUUAUUUUUUUCUUAAUUUUGUUCACUUUAUCAAAAAGGUAUGAAGAGAUUGUAUUUGAAAUCUGCAUAUUAUAUAACUAUAAAUCUAAUGAUACGAUUUCUUUUUUUGAUCAGAUUCUGAAAUAGAGAGGCGUUUACACGUAGUCUUCAGAAACUAGAAUCAUUAUCUGACGUAGUCACUGGAAUAAUCAAAGCGUUUAAAGCACUUAUGGUGGCUUCAUUGUUACUUAUCAAUUAAAAAGAUACUGGAAAGAACAUUACAGCUGAGGACAUCUUAAUAUAAACUGGAAAAACAUUCAUCUUUCUUAGAAAACAUUUGCAUUUUCACUGUCUGUGAUUGUUUUCAUAUACACCCAUUUUGUCUGAAUAAAUGGUUUUGGUCUUAA